AUGGCCUCCUUCUUCACAGCCACCCUCAAGAGCUUCCAGGGGGGCAAGGACGAGUCCCCCAAGGGGGCCCCCAAGGAUGACAAGGCAGCAGCACUGCCCAGCAGCAUGGCCCGUGAGGAGUUUGAGGAGUACCAGCGGCAGCUGCUGGAGGAGAAGAUCGAGCGGGACAAGGCGUUUGCACAGAGGAAGGCAGAACGGGCCACGGUGCGGAUGCACCUGCGGGACAAGUACCACCUGGCCCAGGACGAGCGGGACGACGCCCAGGUGCACGUGGCCGGAGGGGAGGUGGAGCUGCCGCCGGACCUGGCAGCCAUGGUGCACGGCGAGGAGGAGGAGGAGGAUAGCAGCGCCGGGGCCUUCGCCUUCCUGGCGAAGCUGCGGCAGGUGGAGCUGCCGGCGCUGCGGGACCGCGCCCUGGGCGGCGUGGAUCAGGUCAGGGAGAAGUGCGCCCUGAUGUAG
Camarhynchus parvulus is the source of this 459-nucleotide messenger RNA. Its product is annotated as complexin-3-like. Lineage: Eukaryota; Metazoa; Chordata; Aves; Passeriformes; Thraupidae. The coding region runs from base 1 to 459 and encodes 152 amino acids. The record is from RefSeq and is a predicted model, not a curated record. Gene Ontology annotation, cellular component: SNARE complex; terminal bouton. Gene Ontology annotation, molecular function: syntaxin binding. The transcript has 3 exons. Gene Ontology annotation, biological process: neurotransmitter transport; synaptic vesicle exocytosis; regulation of neurotransmitter secretion.